Malania oleifera is the source of this 1125-nucleotide messenger RNA. Its product is annotated as protein PATRONUS 1-like. The transcript has 5 exons. The coding region runs from base 184 to 939 and encodes 251 amino acids. Gene Ontology annotation, biological process: regulation of mitotic cell cycle. Lineage: Eukaryota; Viridiplantae; Streptophyta; Magnoliopsida; Santalales; Ximeniaceae. The record is from RefSeq and is a predicted model, not a curated record.
AUAUUUUUGAAGAGCGCUUCGAACUUCGGAAAGGAAAAUAGAAAUACGAGAAGAAAAUUCAGAGGAUUAGCGGAUCGAAAGAAAGAGAAUAGCCCCCGGAGAAAUCAAGAAACAUCGAUCGAAAGGAACAUACCUUCUGCAAUCCGCAUAGCAUUGACCUGAGUUUCUCCUACAUUAGCGCCAAUGGCAACUCAAGCUGGUGGGUUGGUUCAUAUUCAAGAUCAAAAUCUUAACAGUCACUAUAGUGGGGCCUCUAUUGGGGGAAAAAUUAAUGCCCUCAAAAAACAAAAGAAAGAGAGCUUGGGUGGAACUGGAAGGAAGGCACUUGCUGACAUAACAAGAACUCCAAACCAGGCUUCACAGAACCUAAAUUCCAAGAAUUUCAGCAUUGGAGGAAAGAAAAAUGUUUCUAAAGCUAAGGAGAAAGUGCAAACCAGUGGCAGGAAACCACUUUCUGACAUUUCAAACUCUGGGAAGCCUUGUGGGCAUCAGGCUUCAAAGAAGCAUCAGGACAAGACUUCAAAUUCUGUUGCAGAGGAGCAAAUUCAUCUUGGUGCUAUUGCAGAAGAGCAAUUUUUGCACAACCAUCAAGAGUGCAUCAAAGCACAGAAAAAGGCAGUGGAUAUAGAUCACUUUCUGAAGACACUUGGGCUAGAUAAGGAUUUGUCCAUGCAAGUGGCGUCUCCUGUGGAAUUACCAGAGUCAAGAAAAUCAAAGCCCGAGAGUCCUAUGAAGUAUCUAGAAUUGGAAGAGAUGACUGAGCUGCCUAUUGAAGAUCAGUCUCCUUGGUGCGGGAAAACAGUGGGCCAUAAUAAGUCUCCACCUCAUUGCCCAUCUCCGAAAUCGCCAGGUUCAUACUGGAAGGACUGCAUGCUCCCUAGUUUUACCUUGAUUGAGACACCAGUACCGCCAAAGCGUUCAUCUAAUUUACUCAUAUGAGUGCUUGUCUCACAGACAUUUGUUGCUUUAAUGUGACAAUUCCUUCAUUCCUGUUCUGGAAUGAAAAUGGAGACUAUAGACUCAUGUAGCUGCUAGUUUUUUGUACCAGAAAAAUCUUAUUGCUAAUUCAGUCUUUGAAUGAGGUAUUGCCUUGUUUUUGGAACCUACAAAGGUUACACCUAGAAA